AUGAGCCUCCCCGCACGCUUCAAGCUAGUCUUCUUCACCCCAGCCUCGGCCCUCCCCGCCGUCAAAGCCGCAAUCUUCGCUGCUGGCGCCGGCCGCUACCCAGGCCCAGGCAAUUACACCGAGUGCUGCUUCACCCAGCCCGGCAUAGGCCAGUUUCGCCCCGGCGCCUCUGCCAACCCCAACAUUGGCUCUGUGGGGAAGCUCGAGGAGGUCGAGGAGCUGCGCUGCGAGACGCUGUGUGUAGGCGAGGACAUUGCGCGCAAGGCCGUCGAUGCUCUGAAGAAGAGUCACCCAUACGAGGAGCCCUCCUAUGAGGUCUACAAACUCGAAGACUUCUAG
Messenger RNA from Aplosporella prunicola CBS 121167, 339 nucleotides. RefSeq lists its product as uncharacterized. Bases 1 to 339 code for a protein of 112 amino acids. The record is from RefSeq and is a predicted model, not a curated record. The transcript has 2 exons. Lineage: Eukaryota; Fungi; Ascomycota; Dothideomycetes; Botryosphaeriales; Aplosporellaceae.